Molecule: messenger RNA, 444 nt
Organism: Oldenlandia corymbosa var. corymbosa
Lineage: Eukaryota; Viridiplantae; Streptophyta; Magnoliopsida; Gentianales; Rubiaceae
Source: the annotation of a GenBank genome assembly
AUGGCCAGAACAAAUCAAGGCUUGCUAGUGCAUAAAUGGGCACCCCAGUUGGAUAUCCUGAGUCACAAAUCAAUUGCAGCAUUUUUGAGCCAUUGUGGGUGGAAUUCAAUCAUUGAGAGCUUAAGCCAAGGAGUUCCAAUCAUUGGGUGGCCAAUUGCAGCUGAACAAGGCUACAAUUCGAAGAUGUUAAUCGAGGAUAUGGGGGUUGGUGUGGAAAUAUGCAGGGGAUUGCAGAGGAAUCUGGAUAAGGAAGAUGUGAAGAAUAUUGUAACAAUGGUUCUUGAUAAUCAAGAAGGAAAAGGGCAAGAAAUGAAGAAAAAAGCGCUUGAGAUUGGGAAAUUGAUGAGGGAUUCUGUCAAGGAAGAUGAAGGAUUCAAGGGUUCUUCAAUCAAGGCCAUGGAUGAUUUCAUUUCUGCAGUUUUAUCCAAGAAGGCAAAAAGUUGA